Molecule: messenger RNA, 6838 nt
Organism: Bombyx mandarina (wild silkworm)
Lineage: Eukaryota; Metazoa; Arthropoda; Insecta; Lepidoptera; Bombycidae
Product: C2 domain-containing protein 5
Source: RefSeq, a predicted model, not a curated record
CUGUGUCAGAAAUUAGUUGUUCCUUCACUUCCUUCGUUUACAUUUGUUGUGCAUCGGUUUUAUUUAUAAAAUAUCAUUUUCAUCUAUAAAUAAGCUGGGUUACUUUUAGAACAACAUUUAGACAGUUUGAAGGUGUCCAUAGCAAUGCUGUGUUUAACUCGAAGUGUAUUAAAACAUACGUUUGUCUUAAAAAACGAAAUUAAUGAAACUAAAUCGGUUGUAAAUUUUAAAAACAAAACUGAAAAUAAAAAUUAUAAAGGAUGAGUUCAUUCACUUAAACUAACAUUUUCUUUAUACUGCCGUCGAAACCGAAAAAGUUAUAUCAUUUGUGCUAAAAAAAACAGUGUUUGAUAAGAUGCAAAUUAUUAUCUGUGUUUUGUAUGUACUGAUUAAAAUAAAUCCAAAUUGUUGAAUCGAAAUGAACGACUGUUGUCAGAUUGCUCUUCAAAAGUUUUGACUGUCACUGAUUUGAGAAAGUUCUACAGAGUGUGUUAGUGAAAAUGCCUGGUAAAAUUAAAGUCAAAGUCCUGGCUGGUAGGAACCUUCCGGUGAUGGACAGGGCAAGCGACACAACGGAUGCUUUUGUAGAGAUCAAGUUCGGUGGAGUGACACACAAGACUGAUGUAUGCCGAAAGUCAUUAAACCCUCAUUGGAACAACACAGAGUGGUAUAGGUUUGAAGUUGAUGAAUCGGAGCUGCAGGAUGAACCAUUGCAACUUCGACUAAUGGACCACGACACGUAUUCGGCCAAUGACGCUAUCGGGAAGGUGGUGAUUAGUCUAGCGCCCUUAUUGGCGCGAGAGGCCAAUAAUCCGAAGAGUACUACAGCUCCUCAUGGAGGUGCAGUAUUGUCCGGCUGGAUUCCGGUCUUCGACACCAUGCACGGUAUCCGAGGAGAGUUGAACGUGAUCGUGAAAGUGGAAUUGUUCUCUGAUUUCAACAAGUACAAGACCUCGAGUUGCGGGGUCCAGUUCUUCCAUUGUCCGAUGAUACCUCCCGGAUAUCGCGCCAACUCGAUCCACGGCUUCGUCGAGGAGUUGGUAGUGAAUGACGACCCCGAAUACCAGUGGAUCGAUAAAAUCCGAACCCCGAGAGCUUCGAACGAAGCCAGACAAGUUGCCUUCAUCAAACUAAGUAAUCAGGUGCAAAGGCUGGUAGGUCUUAAGGCAGCCGAGCUUGGCGCUAAUGCAGUCGUCGGAUACCAACAAGACUUCGACUUGGAAGGGGAGGCCGGUGUCGUGGCAAGGGCCGUCGGCACGGCGGUCAGCAUCACGCCUAUACCGACGCCGUCAUAUCCGAACAACAUACCGCCGUGCACGCAACAACAAUUGAAAAAAUACGUUGACAUUUUGGCGACCGAUAGAGAUGACGUUACCGAUCUGAAUGAAUAUUUUCAAACUCACCAGGACGAGCUUCAAAAGCUGGUGAACAUACUUAAUCCAAAAGCUCCAUCCUUGUUGGAUGAUCAAAUAGACGACGAUGACGAUAAGAGCUUUGAACUAAACCGAAAGUCCAGUGUUAAAAGUUAUACGGGCAACAUCUCGCUGUACCAAGAUCAAUAUGUCUCUCAGAAGAGUCUUAAACACAUCACUGAAGAUCAAACAGAUUUGAAUAGACUUCUGAAUAAAAGAGAUGACUACGAUUCAGAUUCUUCUGGACCGAUAAAGAAAAUAAAAAAGCUAAAAACAAAUUUCUUUUCAAAGAGAUUCUCUGUUCGUUCUCGUAAAUCAGAGAAAGAUGCUGAUCUAAUUUCAUUGAAGUCUAACUCUUCGGAUAAUUCACGUAUUUCCAUACUCGAUAUAAAGAAUGAGAUAAAAAAAUUGAAGAGAUUGAAGAAACCGAAAUUACCUAAGCCAACGGCUAAUAAGGAAGAGGAGGGUGAGGGUAUGGCGUCUAUACUGGCGCGGUCAGUGAUCCACGCAAACACUAGUUUGGCUUGCAUAGCGGAAACCCACGAUUCGGAACACUCACCAUGCUCCACGUUGAGACGCACCAGCGAGUCGGAACCCACUCUUAAUUUAUCCGACGACGAUAAAACUAGAGCAACUUCUGCGGAUCGUAACGAGACGGAGGAAACUAAAAAGGUUCCUGAAAUACAUUUUACGUCACUGACAAAUAUUACCAGUGAAGAAAUUGAACCGACUAGAGUAAGAAAAAUAUCGGAAUCUUGUCCUACUUCGCCUGUUGCUGAAAGAACAGAGAAUCUCCUGAAAUUACCCGGAGAUCCGGAAUAUUUUGAUUCGGUAUCUUCUGCACUAUCUGGGGAGAGUUCCGAUAUUUACUCGAGUUCUGAUGAAGAUGAUGAAAGUUCAGAUCUGAAAACUGAUAAUGAGAGAUCGAUUGAAACAACCAGCUCCGUUGUACGCUCUGUACUCAACCAUGAGGUCAAUCCAGCCAUAAUAGCACAGAUGGGUAGAAAACUGAGCAUACUGGAAAAUGAAACUUCAGAUGGUGAAGAAAAAAGAAACCAAGAUUUGAGUAUGAAAAGCAUAUCAUUGGAAUCAGUACCUUUUGAAAUGAAAAGUGAAGUCAAAGUUCCAAUUAAACAUGAAGCUUCAACGUCUGCUAGAGACUUAAAUACGUCUGUAAUGAAACCGAACACUCACUACAUUAAACUACAUAAUCCGUUUGCUCAUAAAAAGGCUUCCAAAAGUAUUAGCGCUCCUUCUUCCCCAACUGAAAAGAACAGCUUUGUAAAUCGCUCUUCAAAAAAAAUUAAACGGCAACUCUCUAAAAUUUCCAAAAGCAGCAUGAUUAAAAGCUUAUCUCAUUAUUCUCUGUUACCAAAGAAAAAGGACGAGAAGGUCACCCUCAGCCACCCUGGUUCCUCGUCCAACAUAACAUCAAAAGUAAGCACCGGCGACACUGUUUUAGGAUCCCCUUUUCUGUCAUACUCUGACCUGAUGAGCCUUGACAAAGUGUCAAUAGCUACACAAAAAGCCAUGUGCAAAAGCGAUGAUUUCGAUCCAAAAAAAGUAUCCAUGUACAUUGGUUCGGAACCUGAGUCUAGAUGUUCUUUCAGUGGUCCCUCCUCACCUCAACACAGAGAUGAUUUGGACCACCCCAAUAUUAAUAAAAAAGAAAAAGCUAGUUUGAAACCAACAGGUUUAUUGCACACAGCUAUGGAAACCAUUCUAAUUGACCGCGUCCACUCAUUACUUAUACCCACUUCUCCUGAUCCAGUUAACUCCAAAGCAAAGCAGUUUUUUAAUGAUGUGAGCUUAAAACUUGAACAGGUUGAGUCAUCAAGGAGCCUGAAGGAAUCGAAUGGACAUUUGAGCGUUCCACCUAAGACCAACAAAGCACAAUCACUACCACCAGAAUCACCGGUGUAUAAUAGUGUAAAAACGAAACCAUUUCUUGACGACUUCAGACACAGCAAAGCUAAAAGCUCCGAAUCUAAAGGAUUGAUCCAUACCGCGAUGGAAACAAUCCUUCUUGAUAAAGCGCAAUCCAUAAUUGGACCGGUAACACCUGAACCUAAAACAUCAAUACACUUUCCUAACUUUAAUAAAAAAGAAAAGUCAAAGCCCAAGCAUUGCACUGGUCUUGUUCAAACGGCUAUGCAAACCAUGCUCUUGGAUACAGUACAGAGCGUAUUGCUCGAAACGCCAGAACCAAGCCCUACAAGUCUUACGUUUGAAAUAAAAGAUAAAUAUGAUAACACGGAAACGGACAGCAACACUAGAGACAGCACGGGCUUGGUCCAUACAGCCCUGGAAACUAUUUUACUCGAUCAAGUACAAAAUAUUUGUGCACCCAUAGAAAUUGCAACGAAUGAAGGUUCUAAAAUUAACCAAAUACAUAAUAAAGACGCAGCUAUGAGUGUUUGUGAAACUGCUAUUCUAAAAGCUGCAUCUGAUAAAACUGACCAACCGAAAAAUGUGUUAACAGAUGAGCCUGAAAAAAAGUUGGAAGAAUUACAGUCUCCUGGUUUAGUACAAAUGGCAAUGGAAACAAUAUUAAUUGAUAAAGUACAAUCAUUGUUGGAUCCAAACAACGGUGCGCCCAGUAAAAGUACCGACCCUGUUAAAAAUCCAAAUGAAUUCACGACCACACAUACUUUUGCUGCGACUUCUACCAAUGAAAGUAAUGCUACCGAAAAAAAUGAAACCGAAAUUAAUAAAGAAAACGAAGAUUCAAAAAUUGAAAAACAAGUUAAUAAACCAGAAUACGAGCAGGAAGUUAAUCAAGACUUUAAAUCGACAAACACAAAAAAACUAACGAGGCAAGAGAGCAUCCAUUCGGUGACCGAAUCGCUAAAAAUGUCAAACGAAAACAUAGCUAACGUUCCACAUAAAAUAACAAAGCCCAUGCUGCAAAACUUCCACCCAAUACUCAGCGGUGUGCCUCUAGAGACCAUCCCAUCAUUGCCUGAGAGCAGUCUCGAUCGCGCCGAGAGCCUGGACGUCGAGGGCGUCGAGAAUAACGAUAGUGUCGGUGUGUGUGGUAACUCGCAUGCAGUGUGCGGUGUCGGCAGGAGCGAGCGGGACAGGGACAGGUGCGACAAGGACAAGGGAUCGCCUCGACACGCGCGUCACGAGUCGUAUGGCGGCCGAGACCCGCCCAACCCCCCGGCCCCCGCGCCCGCCCUGCAGAACCCUUCUCUGAACGCGACUUCCACGCCGAUGGGCAUACACAGGAGGUCGUCCGAUUCGGAUCUCAGUGUUACGCCUAAAGGUGGUUCGUUAAACACAUCGGCGGGUAAUGUGGGCAGCGGAGGAGGCGCCAUCUUGCGGCCUUCGAUGAACAGCAACAACUUGGACAUGCUGGAGUAUCCCUUCCUCACCAUGACGGAGUUCCCGCCUGGCUUCAUUGUGCACAUCGGCGGCACGGUGUGCGCCCGCUCCGUGAAGCUGGCGGAGGGCGGCGGCGAGGGCGCGUGGGCCGAGCUGCGCACGGAGCUGCGGGCGCACGCGCGCGCGCUGCGCUGCAACGCGGUCAUCGCAUACUCCGACAGCGCCGCCAUCUGUGAAGAUGUGUGCGUCCUGUCAGCCUCGGGUACAGCGGCCGUCAUCAAUUUAGACUGCGACUACAACGUGGAGUGUGAACAGACGCCAGCGCAGAGCGGUCCGAAGGGCGGCGCGGAGGCGGACGCGUGCUCGGCGGCGCACGUGCCCUACGCGCCCGGCUCCGGGCCCUACCGCGCCGAGCUGUCCCUGUGCGCGCAGUGCAGGCGCGCCCGGGUGCCGUCGGUGCUGCUGGCCACGUGCGCCAAGCCCAGCACCAUGCCCACCCACGGCAAAGCCGUCACGCUAACCGCUGUAGCGGCGCGCGUGCGGAGGGCGCCCCCCACGGCGGAGCCCGGCGCCAGGGACAUAUCGGAUCAGCUACCCUUCUUAGAGUACGAGCUGCACAAGCUGCUGUUAGCCAAACUGAGAAUGCAGGGUGCCAACGCGCUGUUCUCGCUGUGCACGCGCGUGGCGGUGGGCGAGCGCUGCGUGGUGGCGCUGGCCAGCGGGGCCGCGUACCGCCUGCGCGCGCUGCCGCCCCCCGCGCCCCCCGCGCUCAAGGCCUCAGAAAGUGACCGGGAUGCGACUGAGAUACAGAGGGCUCUCCGGGACGCGUUCAACGCUAACAAGGCCGCCAACGGAUACGACGUCGGAUGUUCGGCAGGCGUGUCGGAUAUGUCCGGGGGCGGCGCGCUGGCGGAGGCGGAGGGCGAGGAGCCGCCCGCGCUGGAUCUGUGCGCCGACAAGGAUGCCUGCGUGCUGGAGCUGGACGAGGCCGAGGACGUGGAGACAGCCAAGUCGCUGUGCGUCCGGCGCGGCCACAUGCGCGUGUACAGCCGCCCGCCCCCCGCGCGCGCACCCCCCCUCGCCUUCGCGCAGGUGUGGAGGGCGAGACUGACGUUGUCAGGGCAGGGCGGGGCGGCGUCGCAGGCGGCGGAGAGGCACGUGGCGAGGGCUCUGGACGGAGUCACGUACAAGCUGAGGAGGUUGAACCCCUGCGCGCUGGCUAUACCGAAAUUCCAACUGGAGUUGCCGGAGGACGAGAUCCAGCUGGUGGUGUCGGGCACCGCCAUCCCGCUGCCGGAGCCCGGCGCCGCGCCCCGCGACCAGCGCGACGACGACAUCUUCGCGCUCGACGAGGAGCAGCUCCUCCGGAACGGACCCGCGCACGACGACGACAGGAACCUUGUGGGACAGAUCCCAACGACAGUGUCAUUGACAACGCUAAGCGACGUUAGCGGGAGUCGCGCCGUGCGACGGAUAUGCGCGAUCCGUUUACUGUUCGUCAGGGAGACCACGACGGUCCGGGAGAUGGGAGGCCUCAGUGGAUUCUUACAUACGUUCACUUGUGAAGUGCUGGCGAUCGCGCGCGCCCACACGGCGGCGCUGGGCGGGAACGCCCUCACGUCUUUCUACCUCACGCAGCUGAUGCUACAAGACAACGCCCACAAGAACCAGGGGCAAUGUCUUCUAUCCGUUGGCGGCGACGUAGUACAGAUAACAUACUGAUAUAAAUACAAAUCAAUUAUUUAUAUGUAAUAAUAUAUCAAAAGUAAAAUAUCAUAUUCAGUAUACUCGGUAAGGGCUCGCAAAAUUUUAUCGGCCUAAAUUGAUCAACUAGACUAAUAAUUAACCUAAGUAAUUAAUAUUAAAUAUUACUACCGCAAGAUGUGUCAACUUUGUUCCUGUCCUUACUUACUCGUGUAUGUACAGCGUGUUCUAUUUAAGUUUAAUUGUUAAGUAUAUUUAUUAGAUAUAGCUUUGUAGAUAAUUAUUUACUGAUACAGCUGUUGUUACUUACUGGUGGUAGGAUGUAUUGUGAGUCUGCACGGGUAGGUACGACCACCCUGCCUACUUCUGCCGUGAAGCAGUAAUGCGUUUCGGUU